ACAGCUGUCAAAUACUUCCCUUUCGGUCACGUCAUUCGACAUUGUUGCCUGGCAGAGCGCAGUGAUUUGUGUUGAUAAAAUUCCAAUUUCCUGCAAUUAAAAUACCUUCAUUCACAUUCCCUAUUAUUCUAAAAGAAUAGCCGACUAGCUUUCAAUUUCCUCCGACAUGGCUGAUGAUAGUUUGCUAAACGAAUCGAACCUGGCUACGCUGGGAAGCAACGACGAUGAAGCCGAGCUCCUGAUAGAGGACGAUUAUCUAAAAGGUUCGGAAAUGCAGAUCGACCCAGAGCUGGAAGCCAUCAAGGCAAGGGUGAAAGAAAUGGAAGAGGAGGCAGAAAAAUUGAAGCAGCUGCAGUCGGAAGUCACGAAACAGAUGACCUUGGGUUCGCCCACCGGCUCGACGCCCAUGCUGACGGCGGAGGAAAAGGCCGAGGUGGACAAUCGGUCCAUUUACGUGGGAAACGUCGAUUACGGUGCAACUGCUGAAGAGCUGGAAGCCCAUUUCCAUGGCUGUGGAGCGAUUAAUCGAGUUACGAUUCUCUGCAACAAAGCCGACGGCCACCCGAAGGGCUUUGCGUACAUUGAGUUUGGAUCGAAGGAAUUUGUGGAGACAGCGCUCGCCAUGAACGAAACACUAUUCCGGGGCCGACAGAUCAAGGUGAACCCUAAGCGCACCAACCGUCCGGGAAUGUGCCAAACCAAUCGGUUUCCCCGAGGCGUACGCGGACGUGCCGCCAGGGUGUCCAGGGCUUGCUGCUACGGUGCGCACCGUGGUACCAGGAGACCGAUUCGUGGUUACCGAGGCCGUGCGACGUAUUAUGCACCUUAUUAAUUGGUGAUAUUUCCUGAAUCUAGAAGUAUAGCCGCGCACUAGAUUUUACGUCGAUUAGCUAAACUUAGGGAUAAUAAAAUUUAUAUGAUAUUUUUCAAAAAACAUUAUUUGUCUUCAUCGCAACUCAAAAAAAAAAAAACGCGCGCUUGAAAAGAUGGUGCAGCCUAAAUGGCCGCGCAUGCGCGCAAAAGACGCAAAAACAUUCAAAUACACAUCCACAACAGCAGAAAUAAUGUUUUUUGAAACCAAGAAGAGAAGCAGAAGAGACUCCGCAUGGUGGGAAAAAGAAAGUGUCCCAACAAAAGAAAAAAAUAUAAAAGAUCCACUAAACAGAUUUACAAAACACCAUGGCUAAAAAUAAUAAGGAAAAAGAGGAUACUCCGCAUCAAAAGAGAAAAGAAGAAAAAACACACAAAACAAAUGAAAGGAGCAAAAAAAAGUCCUGUCAAAAAAUAUAUGUAUAUGCUAAAGAUGCCAUCUGCAGAAAAUAUGGUAACUAAAAAAAUAUAAUGUGCAAAAACAACAGACACAUAAAAAAAAGAAACAAAACGGCGCAAUGAUGAAGUAAAGGAAAAAUAAUCUUAAAACAAAGUAAAAAAUGGCACUAUCCUCUCGAACUCAACAGAAAAUAAAUGAACAGCAAUAUA
This is a messenger RNA of Anopheles merus, 1479 nucleotides long. RefSeq names its product polyadenylate-binding protein 2-like. The coding region runs from base 167 to 832 and encodes 221 amino acids. Gene Ontology annotation, molecular function: RNA binding. The transcript has 5 exons. Lineage: Eukaryota; Metazoa; Arthropoda; Insecta; Diptera; Culicidae. The record is from RefSeq and is a predicted model, not a curated record.